This is a messenger RNA of Porites lobata, 402 nucleotides long. Lineage: Eukaryota; Metazoa; Cnidaria; Anthozoa; Scleractinia; Poritidae. The record is from the annotation of a GenBank genome assembly.
AUGGCUAACAGUACGUCAACGUCAUCUUGCUUUCAUCUUCCUGAUCCAUCUUUUGACCGAGUUUCAGAGCGUUUCCUGGUAAAUCUUCUGACAGCCAUCAUAAAUAUCAUUUCCUUCCCUUUUGCCGUCAUCUUGAACCUUUUGAUUACCAUUGCCAUCUUUAAGAACACUCUACUUCGAACACCAUCAAAUCUCUUGAUAGGCUGCUUGGCUCUAUCGGAUAUUUUAGUCGGUCUCACAGUUCAACCAGGUUACAUCACCUUCAGACUUAUGGAAAAUCAGCAUCGAACAGUUCCGUGCUUCGUUCAAGUUAUGUACUCUAAUGCCUUCUACAUUUGUUGCGGAGUGUCUUUUAUGACUCUUACAGCUGUAAGCUACGAGCGAUUUGUGGCAGUCCGUCUU